Dromaius novaehollandiae (emu) is the source of this 1278-nucleotide messenger RNA. It is a transcript of the gene FEZF1, whose product is annotated as FEZ family zinc finger 1. The coding region runs from base 61 to 1278 and encodes 405 amino acids. The transcript has 5 exons. NCBI's taxonomy places the organism in Eukaryota, Metazoa, Chordata, Aves, Casuariiformes, Dromaiidae. The record is from RefSeq and is a predicted model, not a curated record.
GGGAAAAAAAGAGGCGUCUACCAAAGCGGCUCAAACCAGGCGAACAAAUGCAAUCCAGCCAUGGACAAUAGUGGCCACCACACGGCGACCAAAAUCCUAGCGACUCCUCCAGCCAGAGAAAGCCUGUCUGCGAGGAGCAACAUGAUCAGCACUCCCAAACCCCUCGCCUUCUCCAUUGAGCGAAUCAUGGCGAGGACGCCAGAGCCCCGCUCCAUCCCCGUCCCGCAGUUCCUCCAGGGCUCCGUGGCCAAAGGCGACCCCAAGCACUCGCUGCACCUCAACUCCUCCAUCCCCUGCAUGAUCCCCUUUGUCCCGGUGGCGUACGACCCCCUGCCCAAAGCGGCCGUGGCCGGAGCGGAACCCAGGAAGGCUCAUGUAGACUCCUCUUCCUCGCCCGCCUUUAGCUGCGGCGAUCUCUUGAACUGUGCCCUGAGCUUGAAAGGAGAUUUCCCCCGCGAUGCCCUGCCCUUGCAGCAGUACAAACUGCCCAAGGCUUACCUGGCGGAGAGGAACAAGCUGGUGCUGCCGGCCGUGGACAAGUACACCGCGGGGGUUGCCUUCAAGGACUUAUCGCAGGCUCAGCUGCAGCAUUACAUGAAAGAAAGUGCUCAGAUCCUCUCCGAAAAAAUCGCCUACAAGACCUCGGAGUUCAGCCGCGGCUCCCCGAGCAGCAAGCCCAAAGUUUUCACGUGUGAAGUUUGUGGAAAGGUGUUUAACGCGCACUAUAACUUGACGCGCCAUAUGCCGGUGCACACGGGAGCCAGACCCUUUGUGUGCAAAGUCUGUGGCAAGGGCUUCCGACAGGCGAGCACGCUCUGCCGCCACAAGAUCAUCCACACGCAGGAAAAGCCGCACAAGUGCAACCAGUGCGGCAAAGCCUUUAACCGAAGCUCGACUUUGAACACGCACACGCGAAUACACGCCGGCUACAAACCUUUUGUCUGCGAAUUUUGCGGCAAAGGAUUUCAUCAGAAAGGCAAUUACAAAAACCACAAGCUGACUCACAGCGGGGAGAAGCAGUUCAAGUGCAAUAUCUGCAACAAGGCUUUCCACCAGGUGUACAACCUAACCUUCCACAUGCACACCCACAACGACAAGAAGCCCUUCACGUGCCCCACCUGCGGCAAGGGCUUCUGCCGGAACUUUGACCUCAAGAAGCACGUCCGCAAGCUGCACGACAGCGCCCUGGGCCUGCCGCGGCCGCCCGCCGAGCCGGCGCCCGAGCCGCGGCCGCCCGCGCCGCUGCUGCCGGGCCAGCAGCCGCCGCACCAGCAGUGA